UGAUUUGCCCCCAAAGUAGAGGCCGAUCAGAAGAAAUCGAGAGCACCACACCCAGACCCAAAAUUUCCCCAUCCGAAACCCUCGCCGCCUCCACCCACUAUGCCGCCACCGCCGCCGCCGCUGCCGGACGAGCUCCUCGAGGAGGUCUUCUUCCGCCUCCCGCCGGACGAGCCCGAGCACCUCCUGCGCGCCUCCCUCGUCAGCAAGGUCUGGCUCGCCCUCCUCUCCGACCCUGGCUUCCGUGCUCGCUACCGUGACUUCCAUGGAGCUCCCCCCAUGCUGGGCUUCCUUUGUUCCUGGCGCCACAACUCCGUCCGUGAGGUGGGAGAUAACAUCCCGCACUUCUUCCCCACCACCAAAUUCCCUGCGCGCAUUCCCGACGACGACUGGGGGAACUUCCGGUACGCUGCGUGGGACUGCCGCCAUGGCCGCGUUCUCCUCGGCGAUGGCUCUUGCGACCCCCAUUCGCUCGUCGUUUGGGACCCCAUGACUGGCUGCCGGAGGGAGCUGGAUCAGCCCGGACAGGUCGGCAGCACCUAUGGGGCGGCGGUGCUCUGCGCGGUGGCCGGCUGUGACCACCGUGCGUGCCACGCAGGCCCCUUCCAGGUUGCCUACAUUGGUAUUGAUACGAUUGAAGAAGAUGGCGAAUGCUUUGCGACCGCAUGCUUGUCCUUGCCGAUGUCAGCUGAUCGGAGCAAGCCGUGCUCUGAAUCUCGUCUUGAUAAGUGGGGUGAUCCGUGCUCUCUUCUUCGUGUUGGUGGCUACACUCCAUCCUGGGACGAAAGGGCCCCUGUCUUCGUGGAAGACGCACUUUACAUCAAGCUCAUGUAUGACCCAGGUGAUCCCAUUGCAGUUCUCAAGUACAACCUGAGAUCUAAUUGCUUAUCACUGAUUGAUGUGCCGUUCGCUGGGUCUAUCCGUCUCAACGCCGCUAUCCUCAUGGCCAUGGAGGAUGGCACUCUGGGGUUUGCACAUGUGGACAAGGUAACCCUCCACUUGUGGUCAAGACAGGGAGAUUCUGACGGAAUUGGGUCAUGGACUAGGCGUACAGUCAUCGAUCUUGAUAACCAUCUCCCCAUUCAAAUUCCCAAUAAAAGAUUUAGAUUGAUUGGAUCUCUGGGGGGCAGUGAUAUCGUUUUCGUGACCAUGGGCCUUGACAUCUACGAGAUUAACCUCAAGACGUUACGGUGGAAGAUGCUGCAGAAGAGAGAAAAGCUUCGUGGUUUGAUUCCAUACAUGAGUUUCUACAAUCCACAAGAAAAACUGAUCACUGGUGAUGUGGCGCACUGACAAUGUAUGGCUGAGUAUGCUUGGGGUAGGAGGCCAUUUUCAUCAAGAAGAAAUUGGAGGCUAGAAGGGUAAUCGCUAUUUAGUACUCCCUCCGUCCCAAAAUAACUGUCUCAACUUUAUACUAGAUCUAGUAUAAAUUUGUACUAAGCUUAAGACAGUUAUUUUGGGACGGAGGGAGUAGUUGGUUUUGUGCACCGGUGCUUCUUUUUCAUACUGUUGUUGGCUUUUGCCACUAAGCUUAUAAUUUCCCCGUCAGUAGCCAUGUGUAAGCGGAUGAAUGAGUUAUCUUGUAAUGAACCAUCAGUUUCUUGCUGCGUCAGCUAUGUGCUUUGUUUUUAGUAACCAUGUACUGUACAAUUUGCUGUCCCAACUCUGAUCCAUUCUUUAGAUUUAUCUCAAAAGAUGUUCCAUUGAUGAGAACAUGCCCAACAGAUAAUACGAAGAUGAUUUCUGCAUGUUGGCAUGCUGAUGUGCCCUAAUUAAUCUUGUAGAUUUAGUUAGUGUUGAUGAUCAGAGGUUGAUGACUGACCAUCCUCAGGGAGCUACCAUUAAAACUGACUUGAACAUUGCUGAUUUUAAGUUUGUUGCAGAUGCUCCUGGAAGAAUUCCUCUCUGCAAGCUGGUGUAGGCUAGCAAUCAGCAUUUGCAGAGAGCAGGGUGAUCAUAGGAUCAACAUCAUGAUCAUAUGGCAAGUUGUGCUGCUGUCAGGUCUCCUCUUCAGGCAGAAGCAAAAGCUCUUCUCAUUCCAACUGAGGUUGCAAAAUUAAUUCAGAUUCAGUAGGCAACAGAUAACUAUCCAACUGACGAAGAUGAUAGUGGUGGUUCAGAAAAAUAUAGACAGUAGCGAGUGAAUUGGUUUUCUUCUAAUGAACCUCUAUGUUCUUGCAGCAUGAGAGAUGUGCUCUGUUGUUUCUGUAGACAGUAGCUUAGUCUUACCCUUUUCUAAACUAUACUAUUUGCUCUCCCAGCUCUGAUGCAUUCUUUAAAUUCAUCUCAAAGGAUGUCCAUUGCUGAGCUGAGGAGAUGAUGAAAGUAUAUCCAGGGUUAGUUGUUCUGUCAUCCAAGAAUUGAUAUAAUGAUGGUUUCUGCAUGCU
This is a messenger RNA of Hordeum vulgare subsp. vulgare (domesticated barley), 2384 nucleotides long. RefSeq lists its product as uncharacterized. The transcript is spliced from 2 exons. Gene Ontology annotation, molecular function: protein binding. Lineage: Eukaryota; Viridiplantae; Streptophyta; Magnoliopsida; Poales; Poaceae. The record is from RefSeq and is a predicted model, not a curated record. The coding region runs from base 100 to 1290 and encodes 396 amino acids.